Messenger RNA from Botrytis byssoidea, 294 nucleotides. RefSeq lists its product as uncharacterized. The record is from RefSeq and is a predicted model, not a curated record. The transcript has 3 exons. NCBI's taxonomy places the organism in Eukaryota, Fungi, Ascomycota, Leotiomycetes, Helotiales, Sclerotiniaceae. The coding region runs from base 1 to 294 and encodes 97 amino acids.
AUGAAUCAUCACCAACGCCGAAAACAUCACUCAUCCCGCCGUCGCGAGAGUGAGAGGAGAGAGGCACGAGAUCGAUGGUCGCAUGCCGAUCCAAACCACCCGGUCGAACUCGGCGAGAUCCGCAAGGAACAAGGUCACACUCCACAAUGCCGUGAGGUGAGACCACGCAGGAGAAGAGAGGAAGAACCUUCAGGUUGUUGUAACAUCAUGCGUAAUUCUCUUCGAAAGUCCUCCGCAAAUGAUCAACAGCAUCUAAUCCCUCAAAAUGUGCAAAUGAUCGAAACCCAAGAAUAG